This is a messenger RNA of Mollisia scopiformis, 1079 nucleotides long. Its product is annotated as NPCC-domain-containing protein. Bases 186 to 974 code for a protein of 262 amino acids. The transcript is spliced from 3 exons. The record is from RefSeq and is a predicted model, not a curated record. Lineage: Eukaryota; Fungi; Ascomycota; Leotiomycetes; Helotiales; Mollisiaceae. Gene Ontology annotation, biological process: spindle pole body duplication; protein import into nucleus. Gene Ontology annotation, cellular component: nuclear outer membrane; nuclear pore transmembrane ring.
CAAACACACUCACGACCAACGACAGCGACAACGAUUCGACAUCACAACAAUGCACACAUAGGAUCAUCUUGAUAUUCCGAUCCUCUUACUAACAUACAGGUACUAACGUGUAAAGAACAAAGCCGAAAAUAUAGCUGGCUCUAGAGGUCUCGAACCCUCGAUGAUAAUCCACUCCACAACCUGCGAUGUCUACCCCAUCUCGACCUUCUACCCCGAUCGCGCAGACAGCGUCGUCCAUUCCCCAGACCGGAACAUGGCGACACCCAAAGAUGGAUGAGAUUGUCAGGCGCCAGAAUGCUGCGAGCUUCAACGACCGAAACCUCAAGAACAUAAUGUACAACGUUACUGGCAUCGUAAUGGUCUUUGUCGCUACGCGAUCGUUAUGGAAUAACUUUCCAAGCUUCUUCCAGGAUGGAAAGUCUCUGCAGCCAUAUGCAUCUUAUUGCUACCACGCGCUUCAGCUUGUCUUCAUGUACAACAUUGUUGUGGCUUGCUUGCCGCUAGUUCGGGCGAAGGACGAUAUGUCAGAUAUACCCUUGACACCGGCUCAACGAAAGCUUCUCGGACUCCCUCCAAGCUCGGCACCUCCCACCCCAGGUUCACAGUACAUUACACCACCAAGAUAUGCGAGAACUCCUACACCCUUGAGCGGAUCACCAGCUACCAAGGGUGUUUAUUCGGGUUCACCAUUAGCUGGCAAAGGCAGUCCAAUGUCUGGUAGUAUGUCAGGAUCACCAUUUUCUCCUGGUGCCAGUCCGUUGUUGCAGAAGGCGAUGGGAGGAGUAUCGACUGGAGCAAGGAGACACUCCUAUGGCUCGCCGAGUCCUCUGGGUCCAACAGGCUUGAGAAUGAGUGCACCAGAGGCACCAGGAACUCCUAGUCCAGCUUCGAAGGGCACUGGAAUUGGAUUGAACAGCAAGUGGCUUUACGAUAAGGGACGAAGGAACUCUGGGAGCGCUAGGCUCUAUUCAUAGAUAGUUCAUGGCUGUACUGUAUUGUAUGAUUUAAUAGAUACCCAAGAGCCUACCUAGGUAGUUAUGGCUGCCCGAAAUAUGACCAAAGGCAAAAGCCAAACCAAC